This is a messenger RNA of Venturia canescens, 1070 nucleotides long. Its product is annotated as transmembrane protein 17B-like. The transcript is spliced from 4 exons. The coding region runs from base 487 to 1041 and encodes 184 amino acids. Gene Ontology annotation, cellular component: ciliary transition zone. Gene Ontology annotation, biological process: non-motile cilium assembly. NCBI's taxonomy places the organism in Eukaryota, Metazoa, Arthropoda, Insecta, Hymenoptera, Ichneumonidae. The record is from RefSeq and is a predicted model, not a curated record.
AAGUGUGUACGGAUUAUGAAACCCCCCAUUUAUAUUUUUUUAACUGCUCUAUUUAAAAAAUCGGUGAAUGAAUUUUGCGCACAAUUUUGUCAUUAACUAUUCUUUGCACUGUAUUGAACAGAGAUAAAGAUAACGACCACGUGUGUCGGAAAGGACAAUGGUGAGACACAGAGAAGUUUCGCCCCAAAACAAAGAUUGUUUGGUGUCGCGUGUAAUGGCCUUUUUAUAUAGCAGUGAGGGUUCCAAUGUAACGUUCAGUGUUUGCGACGACCGCAACGACGUACCAUGCACUACCGCGUCUUUACCAUGGCAACGAAAUGCAACAGAAUUGAACGAUGUACAUACAACAAUUGAGACAUGAGAUUAUAAAAGUAAUAACGAGUGAACUGUAAAUAAAGAACGCGGGAAAACUCGUAAUCGAAAAACAUCAACGGCAAUACCGAUCACUUAUUUUUUUGUAAACAUUGUUAAGAUAUUGAAGGAAGCAUGUGGAAGAGCACCGUAAUAGAAGCAUCGGACAAAAUAUUUCCAGGCUUAGUGUACCAUGAUCGUGAAAAAGAAUUUUGGGACAUGGGACACUUGGUGAGAUCGAGUCUUCCGUUACAAAUUGCCUUGUAUACGAAUGUCUGGAUUUUCUGUAUUUGGUUCCUCAUCUCUCUUGCAAGUUUGGAUUCCAAAUAUUUUCAUCUCUCUAGUUUGUAUAAAUUUAUCACAAUCGCCGUGUUGAUUGUGUAUUCAGUGUUCGAGUGUGCCAGAUUGUAUUUCGGCUACCUGGGGAAUUUAGCUGAUAAGAUUCCGGAGUUAGCCAGCUUUUGGUUGAUUUCUACGCUGCUGCAAUUGCCUCUAAUACUUUUCAUGUUGCUCGAUGGAAAAACAAUGCCAUUCCUUAUUGAGCGCAUAGCGCACGGUUGCAUGCUAGUUCUUCUCAUCAUAGAAAUCGUAACAGGAACGAUUGCGUUGAAGAAAACAGCAGAUCAUCACGCAAAAAGAUUCUAUACUGCCCAAUCUUAUGGAAUUGAUUGCAGAAUAUUGAACCAGUAAAUCGAGAGAACGGAUAACUUUUAAAGCGA